GGACGGUUCUUCGGAAACAGCUCGUCAACAACCUCGGUAGCUUGAUAGCCAACAUAGCCGAAAUAUUCAAGCUAUUUAUACGCUUUCGGUGUAUAUUAGCUACUGUGUUUUAGACACAGUUCUGUCGUAUCUACUUGUUAACCUAUUUAAUUUAAUAUUAACUUUACAUUAUUUUGUAUCAGUCAGCUAUAGUAGCUGGCUGGUUAAGUUAGCAUUAGCCUAGUCGCUAAUGAUAUCUAGCUAGCUAACAUCCCCGAACAUGAGCUCCCUAAACAUCUCCCCUCCUGUUAAAGAAGAGGAGGUCUGCUGGACGGAGAAAGAAGCUCUGGGGCUGAACAUUGUCGUGAAAGAGGAGAAGGAAGAAGAGGAUGUCACAGUAAAACAAGAAGAAGAGGGUGAGGCUGUUACUGUGAAAAAAGAAGAGAAAGACGUUACAGUGAAAGAAGAGGAAGAGAAAGAGGAGGAUGUCGUUUUUGGAGUGAAGAUGGAAGGGGAGAUUACUGUCACAUUGAAAGAUGAAGAGGUGGAGAUAGGAGAUCUGAUUAACACCAGAGAGAGACGGGACUACCGUGGGUCAUCUGGGAAGCCUCAACAACCUCAUGAUGCUGACGAGGCAGAGAAGAGUCUCUACAGAUCAGAACACGUCAAGAAACAGCAGCAGAGAUCCACAGGGAAGGGAACUCACUGCUGCUCUGACUGUGGGAAGAGAUUCACCUCAUCAGGCAUUAAAAUUCAUCAGAGAAUCCACACAGGAGGGAAAUCUUACAGCUGUGAUCAAUGUGGGAAGAGUUUUGUUCAAUACAGCCAUCUGAAGAUACACCAGAGAACACACACAGGAGAGAAAUCUUAUAGCUGUACUCAAUGUGGUAAGAGUUUUAGUCAUUCAACCAGCCUGAUACCACACCAGAGAACACACACAGGAGAUAAUCCUUAUAGCUGUGAUGAAUGUGGGAAGAUUUUUACUACAUCUAGAAAUCUGACUCUACACCAGAGCAUACACACAAGAGAGAAAUCUUUUAGCUGUACUCAAUGUGGGAAGUGUUUUCUUCAAUAUAGCCAUCUGAAAAUACACCAGAGAACACACACAGGAGAGAAACCUUUUAGCUGUACUGAAUGUGGGAAGAGUUUUAGUCAUUCAACCAGCCUGAUAUCACACCAGAGAACACACACAGGAGAAAAACCUUAUAGCUGUGAUCAAUGUGGGAAGAGAUUUACUCAGCUAAGCAUCCUGAUAUCACACCAGAGAACACACACAGGCGAGAGACCUUAUAGCUGUUCUCAAUGUGGGAAGAGUUUUACUCAGCUAAGCAACCUGAUUUCACACCAGAGAACACACACAGGAGAGAAACCUUUUAGCUGUGAUGAAUGUGGGAAGAUUUUUACUACAUAUAGAAAUCUGACUCGACACCAGAGAAUACACACAGGAGAAAAACCUUUUAGCUGUACUCACUGUGGGAAGAGUUUUACUCAGCAAAGCAACCUGAUAUCACACCAGAGAACACACACAGGAGAGAAACCCUAUAGCUGUGAUCAAUGUGGGAAGAGUUUUACUCAGCUAAGCAACCUAAUAUCACACCAGAGAACACACACAGGAGAGAAACCCUAUAGCUGUGGUCAAUGUGGGAAGAGUUUUGCUACAUCUGGGCAGCUGACUAUACACCAGAGAACACACACAGGAGAGACAUUCUGUAGCUGAAAUACAUGUGGGAAGAGUUUUAGUCAGUCCAACAGCCUGGUACAACACCAGAGAACACACACAGGAGAAACCUCUUAGCUUUGACCAGAGAUAAUCUGAUAAAAGAUUUCAGAUCAAAUAUCAGAAAGUACAUACAGGAAGGAGUUGUUUCAUGAUAUCAAUGGAUUACUGUCAAUGUUUUAACAUUGUACUAGGAGUAUUUCAAUCAUGUCACAAUGUAGAAGCCUAAAUUUUUGCCCCCUUAUCAAUUGAUAUCAACAUGAUAUGGAUAUUAGCGUUCGGGGGAAAAAUCCAGAAUUGAAAGUUGUGUUGAGUUGUGUUACACUUACCACGUUGGUGACCCACUGCAGUUUAUAAGGAGCUUGCUUAAAAAAUACAAAUAACAUGAUUAUUGUGGCAGAUGUUUGUGUAUAUAGCACAUGUUAUGUUUAGGUUUUCAAUUUAUCCCAAACUGUUUCUGCGUAUUGGUUAUUGAUUUGGACACAUUAACACUGUUUUGACAUCGGGCUUUCCCACCGAGCAAAAUGUAAUUGAAAAGACGUUCAAAAGAAGACUAUGCCCGAGGUCCAAUAUACGUUCGGUUGAAAAUAUGUAUUUUGGGGUAAUUUCUUUCAAUGACUUGAAAAUAACUUAAUUUCAACUAACUUGCAGGUAUCCUAGUGGUUAGAGUGUUGGGCCGUCAUUGUAAGCCAGAAUUUGUUCUUCACUGACUUAUUUACAAUGACGGCCUACCAGAGAGCAGUGGGUUAACUGCCUUAUUUAGGUGCAGAAUGACAGAUUUUUACCUUGUCAGCUCGGGAUCCAGUCCAGCAACCUUUCGGUUCCUGUUAAAUGAAGGUUAAAAUAAAUAAAUAAAUACACAUGGACACAGUAUAAUAAAUUGGUCUAUAUUCAAUUUUAUUAACCAUCUUUCAUCACUCCAGUAUUUCUUGACAACAUUCAAUUGCUAAUUGUCUUUAUUCCACUACUGAAGACGCAUGUCUCAAAUCACCUCAUAUUUCAAACAUUCAGCCUGACAAAAGAUACAUGUUUUAUUAUUCAAUGCCUGACAAUUAAGUGAAUUAAUGCCAAUACAUAUUAACAAAGGGGUGUACAUUUGAUCACAAUUUAUUGUGACUGCACGUUUUUCUGUAUUGGAGAUGGGUUUUGUUUGGACUCAUUCCAAGUGGACUAGAAGCUCGUGAGGUUUAGGAAGAUGAGAGUUCUAGAAGCUAGUGAGUUUUAGGAUUCUAUAGAAAAAAAAUGAGAAAAUGGUAUAUUAUUAUUUAGAAAUGUUUUUUUUCUUGUUUUUAAUUGUUGACAGCCAGUAGACGCCGUGUUUAUAUUGGUGAAGGUGAAGCAUUGUAGUUGAUUAUAAUGUGAAAUGGAAGUUUUUGGUGGUAAGCAAACUUGUCCAACAAAAAUAUAGGAUAUAUUUGUUGUCUUAAGGCGGAAGGUGUUACAGGCUUUGGUUUUUCCAUUUAUGUUUUGAGGUUGGACUUUAGCAUGUAGGACGAACUGAUUGGUGCCACCUCGUUAGUCAGUAUGUGUUUGACCUGUACUGGCUUGUCCAUCUCGUUAGUGGGAAGGUGUUUCACCUGAGCUGGUCCAGGUUCUAUUUAAGAUUGUCUGGCCCCGUACUCCAGUUGUCUAGAUAGAUGUGGAGAGUCAACACCUUCAGUUGCUCCACCGUUUCCUAUUAACCUCUUCCUCCUACCCCCUAAUUUUUCGAACAUUCUGUUAAAAAUCGCGCAACAUUUCAGCGCCCUGCUACUCAUGCCAGGA
This is a messenger RNA of Oncorhynchus gorbuscha (pink salmon), 3460 nucleotides long. RefSeq names its product zinc finger protein 501-like. Lineage: Eukaryota; Metazoa; Chordata; Actinopteri; Salmoniformes; Salmonidae. Gene Ontology annotation, biological process: regulation of immune system process; regulation of cytokine production; negative regulation of transcription by RNA polymerase II. Gene Ontology annotation, cellular component: nucleus. The transcript has 2 exons. The record is from RefSeq and is a predicted model, not a curated record. Gene Ontology annotation, molecular function: DNA-binding transcription activator activity, RNA polymerase II-specific; RNA polymerase II cis-regulatory region sequence-specific DNA binding. The coding region runs from base 260 to 1696 and encodes 478 amino acids.